AUGGGAUCUUUAUGCAGUCACUGCAAAAAAUGCAAGAAAACAGUUGAUCAUUUGGCUACGCAGUGUGGGAAGAUGUUAAACAGUGAUUAUCUGCGGAGACACAAUGAAGUUGUGAAGUGCAUUCACCUUCAUUUGUGUCGAACCUACGGUAUUAAGAGAGGAAGCAAAUUAAAGACUCAUUCUGUUCAGUCCAUAUUAUCGACGCAGAAUGUUGAAAUCAGAGUCGAUAUGUCAAUCAUGACGGAAACUAAAGUUCAAUCCAACAAACCAGAUAUCUUCGUGUAUGACAAAACCAAACAAGAGAUAACCUUAAUGAAGUUGGCAUCACGUCACAAGAUCGCCUCAAACAAGUCGAAAUCGAGAAAUUUCGUAAAUAUGAUCUGCUCGCAAACGAACUUUCGAUACUUUAUGGCAAAGGUAAAGAUUAUCCCGGUUGUCUUGACCUGGGACGGUGUGGUUCGAGAUAUUUCAAAAACUAUAUGGACAAAUUAUCGAUCGAAAAAGCCCAAGAACUUAUAUUCAAUUGUCGUUUUAAAAAGGACUCUAGAAAGCAUGGUAGUUGAACACAGACAUGGAGUGAGAGUAUCUACCGAAGAAUACGCCUCUGCUGUUACCAGCUUGCAGAAGUGGCAUGCUGCCGUGACACGCCGGUGA
Messenger RNA from Octopus sinensis (East Asian common octopus), 654 nucleotides. RefSeq lists its product as uncharacterized. The record is from RefSeq and is a predicted model, not a curated record. Bases 1 to 654 code for a protein of 217 amino acids. Lineage: Eukaryota; Metazoa; Mollusca; Cephalopoda; Octopoda; Octopodidae. The transcript has a single exon.